AAAAUUUGUUCCAUACAAUACAUGGAUUUGAUUGGUUCUUACGAUAAAAUUCAACCAAUCAGUUUAAAGCAAUAUACGAAGUUUAAACAUCGAAAAUAUUUACAACCUAUUUAAGUUCAACAUGCUCAAAGUAACCAAAGUUACAUUAAGUUCAAAGAACAAUCAAGAAUAUUAGUAAAACAAAUAUUAAAAAGACUAAUUUCUGUUGUUGGCAACAUAUUUGUCCUUCGAUAUGUUGUUACUGCAUUUCGUCAAUAAAUUGAUAUUUGACGAAUUAACCAAAACCAGUCAUGUGGUUAGAGUGAAAAAUUUACAAUAUUUUAGCACUGGAAAUAAAUUAAUGGAACGUAUACCACGUAAUAUAAAGGAUUGUUCAAGAUUUAUGAUUCGUAGAAAUCGUAUAAACUCGGAAGACAAAGAGCCUAAAGCUGGAAGCGAUACCAGUUUCUCUUGGUUUAAAGCAGAAGCUCCGCCACCUCAAACUUUUUCUAUAGGUAAUAUUAAAUCUUGGUGGGAAUAUAAUAAGAGAUUAUUGUUUGCUAAACAACAAGAAUUUAAUUUUGAAAGAGCUAACACUUUGGGUAGUAACAUAGCUGCUGCGUAUUUCGUUAUUGAAUGGAGCGGAAAAGUAAAGUUUAAGAACUCUAAUUGGUUAGAAGCCACAAAGGAUAAACCUGUUCGUUUACCAAAUUCAUAUAAACCAAAUUAUAUAAUUAUUGGAAUAGAUGCUAGUAAUACGUUAAUAUGUUACGAAGGACUUAAAAAUAUGAAUUCGCUUCAUUAUUUAAAAUGGCUUAGUUUUAAAGGCUGUGAAUAUAUUGACGAUUGGUGCAUAGACAAAAUAUCUGCACAAUAUCCGUCGUUAGAGUAUUUAGAUAUUUCUGAUUGUAAAAAUGUAACUGAGAGAGCAUUAGAAGCAAUAUACAAAUUAUAUAAUCUCAAAACGUUAAUAGUGACAAAUCAUCAGAAAUCUGCAACAUUUGAAUUGACAUGUCUUAUGUUAGAAGAAUGUAAUACAAAUUUACAAUGCAAGAUUUUUAAUUCAAGGUAUUCAAAUAAUAAAUCCCAAGAAAAGAAUAAAUAAUUUAAAAGAUUAAUGAUUUAAUUGUAUAAAUAUAAUGUGUGUAUAUAAUCAUGUCCUGUAAUAUGUGGAAAUCAUAUCCUGAUCAUGCAUUUUUUAUGAUAUUUCUUAAUUUAUUUUUUUCUCUAUACUUCUUAACAUAAUAUAAUUCAGCUUUAUUGGUGAUACCGUACGUUUUUAAAUUUUCGUUAUCGUUUAAGAGCUGUACAUUGUUGAAACAUAAGUUAUACUUUUUCCAAACAUGUCUCCAACUUAUUUUCUUCUUAAUAUUAUCUCUUUUGAAACAUAAGUUUGUAUGUCUCUUGAUGGCUCUUUUUAAAUCAAGCACUGUAGUUGUAUGAGUAGGUACCUAUAUUUAAAUAAAUAAAAGUUUUUAUAGAUA
Vespula pensylvanica (western yellowjacket) is the source of this 1463-nucleotide messenger RNA. Its product is annotated as distal membrane-arm assembly complex protein 2. NCBI's taxonomy places the organism in Eukaryota, Metazoa, Arthropoda, Insecta, Hymenoptera, Vespidae. The transcript has a single exon. The coding region runs from base 233 to 1084 and encodes 283 amino acids. The record is from RefSeq and is a predicted model, not a curated record.